GUUUUGUGGGAUUUUUGGUGGUUGUUUUUUCUGGCUUGCUCAUCCUUAUUUGGAGGGAGGACUUCUAGGAGACUCCUGCAGAGAGGGAGCAAUUCUGAGCAGCGGAACAUAUCAGGGUGGGAAAUAGGAGUCAGGUGAUUUAUUCUCUAAUCUUUCCUGAGAGAUAUGUUUGUGGGCUGUUUAAAGGGAUUCAGAAAUUUAGACGUGGAAUGGCUUCAGAAAGGAUUUGUUGUUUUGCGCUGCAGACCCUCUGUCUGUCAGCUGCCUGUCAGUACAGUGUGCUGUAACACUGCUUUCUGCAAUGUCAGCAAGGAAUAAGAUCAAAAGAAUGGUUAGCAAAGGAGCAAUUAGACUAUUCACCACCAGUUCAUCAGAAUUGAUUUUUCUACACCUAAGGAUGCCAGACAAAUUAGACUACCUAAUACUGUCCCACUUGAAUUCAUAAAGUAUUUGGGAGAAGGGGGAAAAGACCCUGGUUUUUCUAGUCUAUGACUUUAAAAUACUCAUGACCGCAAUACUGUAGAUAUGACACUUCUGCAUAGCAAACUGGUUACUCAUAGCUGCAGUGUUGUAGUAUGACUUCAGCAUAGUAAAUGCAUUUUAGGCCUAAGAGGUUUGGCACUAACCAAAAGGUUAGUGAAAUACUGAUCAUCAGAAGCAACCCUCAUUCUCCAUGAUGGGAUAUUAUCAUGAUUCCAAUAUAAUAAUAAAAAAGAGCUGUGUAUGUGCUGAUUUCUGUUUUGGCAGGUUAAUGUAGCAAAGUGAGUACCCUUAGCCAAGCUGAACUCUAAAUAUAGACUGAAAGGGGCAGUCUGUUUCACAGCUAUCUUUAUGGGUACUGCAGGACUCGACAGGUUCCUAUGGGACUAAAAGUAGAGAGGAACUGCAGAACAAGUUUUCUUCGCGCGAUUUUCACUGGCUGAUUUCUUCCUUACUGGCACAUUACCUGAAUGUAAUUAUGUUAGACAAUGGAGAGGCCAUCCCUGGAAUUUAACCUGCCUGAUACUCAUGAAGAAGGAAAACUUUAUGUGGUUGAUUCCCUAAAUAACCUAAACAAGCUAAAUGUUUGCCCAGCUGAAUCCCAGCAUUCGCUAGAUGAGGAAGAGAACACUGGUGGUACUGGAGAAAGUAUGACAAGGAUCAACACAAGAAACCAAUGUUUGUUCUUCAUCACCUUUAUUCUUACUUUGAUCAUCAGUUUGGCACUUGUUUCAUUUGUCAUAUUCUUAAUAUUUCAAACUAGAAAUGAGGUGGACCAAAUAUCAAGCAGACUACUAUCUGAAAAGAAGAACAUAGAAGAGCUGAAGAAACUUAACAAUAUUAUAUUAAAGCAUCUGAAUCAAUCUAGAAUUAAGGAAAAGCCUUCUGAUCUUUAUGAUUUACCUCUUUAUCCUCUUUACGCUAAGAUCAAAGUCCCUGGAGAAUAAAUCUUCUUUGGAAAGAAAUCAGCAUAUUCAAAACUCAGAUAUUUUCACAUAUGGCACACAGGUUGCUGAAACAUGGUUGCUGAAACAUUGCUGGAAAAACCAACUGAUUGAAAAAUAUUACCAAAUAGUAUUUUAUCCUGUUUUAUGUGGACAUAGAUUUGUAAUACUAAGCCCAUAUGAUUCACAAUAAACAAUGGAUUGUCAGUUUGGGGCAAGACUUCCAGAUUCCCUGUGCAUUGUAAAUCACAGGGGUAAGGGCCUAGUUUUACUUCAAAUAUAAGUGAAUGAUCACAGAAAAUCACGAGUUCUAUUCACAUGAUUCCAGCAUGACCUUGUUCACUUAAUCGUUCUUCUGUUACCUUUGUACAAGCUUUCUGUCGGUUUCUGUUACUGUUUAUA
Hirundo rustica (Barn swallow) is the source of this 1826-nucleotide messenger RNA. It is a transcript of the gene LSMEM1, whose product is annotated as leucine rich single-pass membrane protein 1. The transcript has 4 exons. Bases 969 to 1427 code for a protein of 152 amino acids. The record is from RefSeq and is a predicted model, not a curated record. NCBI's taxonomy places the organism in Eukaryota, Metazoa, Chordata, Aves, Passeriformes, Hirundinidae.